Messenger RNA from Thyridium curvatum, 1509 nucleotides. RefSeq lists its product as uncharacterized. The transcript has 3 exons. The record is from RefSeq and is a predicted model, not a curated record. Gene Ontology annotation, molecular function: protein heterodimerization activity; chromatin binding. The coding region runs from base 1 to 1509 and encodes 502 amino acids. Gene Ontology annotation, cellular component: Fanconi anaemia nuclear complex; FANCM-MHF complex. NCBI's taxonomy places the organism in Eukaryota, Fungi, Ascomycota, Sordariomycetes, Thyridiales, Thyridiaceae. Gene Ontology annotation, biological process: replication fork processing; resolution of meiotic recombination intermediates.
AUGCCCACAACUCCAAGUCGCGCCGAGACGGCACAACCCACAGCCGCCGGCGCAUCAACACCUCGCUCCGCGCAGCGACGGCCGGCAUUGACGCCGCUGGUUUCUCGAGCGAGAAGCGCCGAGCCGCCGUCGAGCCGGCGAUCCGUACACACCCCCGCCACGGGUGGCGCCAGAGCCCCCGGAUCGACCACCCGCCAGGGCCUCUCCGCGUCCGGGAGGAAGACCAAUGCCGCCGCCGCCGCGACGCCGCACGCCCGAGCGGCCUUCCGCGCGCUCGACAGCCGCCGCGCCGCCAUCUUCACGCCGGGUAAGAGCCGCCGGCGGAGCUUGCGCGAGCAGCGCGAGACCCCGCGCGACAUCCUGCGGAACCUUAGUCGAGUCCUCGCCCCGACCACUCGGCCCGCCGCCUCGUCCUCCUCCUCUCCCGGGCCCAAGAUGGCGAGCGACAUCGGCACCAUCUUGGAGGACGAUGAGGACGACGACUUCCCCAUCGACAGGCCGCGGCUGUCCCUCCCCAUCGAUAUGGACGACGAUAGCGAUCUACAGCCGCACCAUUCUGCCUUUAUGGAAGACGAGAACUUUACGAUGCAGUCUAUCGAGCUACCGCGGAGGGCUCUGAGCGAACAGCCGCCACGGCUGUCGAGAAGCAGCUUGGGCAGUGUGCGCCUGAGCGAUUAUAUGGGUGGGAACGACUUGGGCAGCGACGACGAUGUUGGCAUCGACUCUGCGUUCUUCCCCGCCGGCCCAUUCGACGAUAUCCCAGAGGAGGAGGCGAUUGGCGAUAUGACAUACGAAAGGAUCGACGACGGGGCAGGACGGCGGGCGACCUUCCUUGCAGGUCGCGAGAGCGAAUUUGGAGUUAUUGAUGCCCCUGUCAACGCCAAUGACAGCACUGUAUUUCUGGCGCCUCAACUGCAAUCGUCUCCCGUUCGGCCAUCUUUCCACCCUGAAGAGCAAAUGGUGGUGGAUGACGACAACCCCUUUGGAGAGGAGGAGGAAGGGGGCGAUGGCGCCGAGGGCGGGGUCAUGGAUGCGACUGGCUUGGAGGACCUGCAAGUUGAGGAGGCCACCGCCAAGGAUGCAGCCUGGAAAGGGAAAAAGAAGAAGCGAGGCGUCAAAGUUUCAAAAUUCGGCGUCGAAUACCCAUCACUUCCGCCGAGCGUUGUCAAGCGUCUUGCGCAGACCUUUGCGCAGACGAGUGGAGUCGGCAAGGCCAAGAUUAGCCCCGACACACUCAACACCAUCAUGCAAGCCUCGGACUGGUUCUUUGAGCAGCUCGGAGACGACCUGCAAGCCUAUGCCAAGCAUGCCGGGCGCAAGACCAUCGACGAGAGCGAUAUGCUGACGCUCAUGAGAAGACAACGGCAGACCAGCUCUGUCACGACGCCCUUCUCCCUCGCUCAGCGCCACCUGCCGCGCGAGCUUCUGCAAGAAUUGCGCAUGACGCCUCCUGCACCCGUCAAACAGCGGCGCAGGCGCAACGUUAGCGGAGGCGCAGAGAUCACCUGA